Molecule: messenger RNA, 1059 nt
Organism: Enterobius vermicularis (human pinworm)
Lineage: Eukaryota; Metazoa; Nematoda; Chromadorea; Rhabditida; Oxyuridae
Source: the annotation of a GenBank genome assembly
UAUACGUAUAUACCGAUAAUACUUCGGUCUUUUUUUAGAGUUCAAUUUUUAUGUUGUCACCUACGGUCCCGAGAUGAAACAAAUUGUACAGAAGAAAAAUAUCCAAAACCCAAUGAAGAUAGUCCAAAAACAGAAAUUUCAUUUGGAAAUAAAGUUAUCAAUUCAUUGUCGAUCAAAGAUGACUUUUAUCAGAUACGUUUCUGUGAUCUAAAACAACGAGAUUUUGGUAAAUUUAAAUAUUUGCUCAUCUAUUUAAGUUACAUUUUAGACCAAAUACUAAAAGAUGAGAAGAAAAAGCCCUUAAAUUCUUCGUUGACAACAACGAAGACAAGAGCAGCCAGACCGACAGCAGUUACAACAACACAUUCAACUGCAACGGUUGUAACUGCAGAAACUAGUCCAUCUACUCCGGCUACUAAUCCGACAACUACUCCGACUACUACUACUCCGGCUACUACUACUCUGACUACUACUACUACUGCUACUACUACUACUAUUGCUACUACUACAACUACUACUAUUGCUACUACUACUGCUGCGACUACUACUGCUACUGAUGCCGCUACUACUACCACUAUUCCAACUGCUAGCAGUACCGUCAAUACAACAACUACAGAUACUACAACCAUUACUACAACCACAGCAGCUUCCCCAACAGUUAUCCCAGAAGCGGUUAAUCGUGAUACUGCUAGUGUUACAGCAAACGUAUCGUCAAACAUUAAACGUGAUGUGACUUACGUGAGUCAUUCCUCUCCAGAGCCUGUACAGCAGCAGGAAGAACUGGGAAGUACAAUCCCAUACGAUCCAUCGAAAUUUUAUCGUACGCCAACACUUCGACGAUCACCAUCGAAAGAGAAGAUACUAAAAUUUUGCACAAAGGAUGUAGCUGUUCGAGAUAUCAAUAAUUUGGUUAUCGCAUGUGGUGACGACUUUGAAAUUUGGCGACCGUCAAGAUGUCCACAAAAAUCAGAGUGCUUCUUUGCUGAAGAUUCCACAUACAGAAUCUGUUGUCCAGUUGCUGAAUCAGCAUCAGUCAUUCGGCCAAAUCGUUUAUUGUAG